AUGAUUCAUUGUGCACCGCAGGCACGUAAACGAAUUAAUGCUGAAGCAAUCCAACGUCUCAAUGCUUUCUAUGUAAUAAAUAAACGUCCAACAGAUGUUGAAAAAGAUCGUCUAGCUAUAGAAUAUAAUAUAACAUCAGAACAAUCAGAUGUACAACAUCGAUACUUAUUGAUUCAUUGUUUUAUUAUAUUUCUAUUAAUUAAUUUAACUUCUACACAAAUAUGUCAAAAUGAUAUUCCUGAUUUUUUCUAUAAUGUAAGUUUUGCUGGUCCUUUAUUUGAUCAAUCUAUAUAUACAAUAACAACAUCAAAUUUUUCUGUCUUAUCUCCAAAUGGUACAAUUGUAUUUACAUUUAAUGUUCAACCACGUACAGAUUAUACUCGACCAAGUUUUAUUUCAACAUCUGUUACUGGACGUGCACUUAAUAUAGCACCUCGGAAUAUAACAGUAACAUCAAGCGAUUCAAGUUUUAUUAUUAAUAAUUUAUCAAAUGGUUCUUUUAUCCUUGUUACUAAUACAUUUCCAUUAAAUUACUUUUCACCUUAUAAUCGUUAUUUAUUUAAUCUUAUUGCAACACAAACCUAUAUAAAUCGACCAUCAAUAAGUUCAACAGCAAUUGUUCAAAUAAAUUUAGAAAAUUAUAAUGUACAUGCACCUAUAUUUACACCAUUAAAUCAAAUAUUUUCUAUAAGUGAAACAGCUAUUAUUGGUACACGUUUUGGUACUGUUUAUGCAACUGAUGCUGAUAAUGAUGGUAUUACAUAUACAAUAAGUGGUAGUCAAUUUUCUAUUGAUUCAUUAACUGGUGUUUUACAAUUACAACAAACAUUUCAAUCAUCACCAGCAUCACAAUAUUUUGUUACUGUAACAGCAAGUGAUGAUGGUACAUCAUGUUUACCAGUACGUUUACCUUGUCCAAGAUUUUCAACAACAACAACAAUAACAAUUAAUGUAACAGCUGUUAAUAAACGAUCACCACAAUUUUUAAAUCAAAUAUGUGGUUCAACAGUAACAUUUUAUGAAAGUAAUUUAAUUGGAGCUAAUAUAACAACAAUAACGGUAUUUGAUGAUGAUCGUGGUGAAAAUGGACAAAUAACAAUAUCAUUUCCAUCGGAACAAUCAAGAACAACAGUGAGUGGUUUAAGAAAUACAGCUUAUUCACAAUUUUAUAUUCAACAAUUAACACAAACGGGUACAACUCGAACGGCUGUUUUACGAACGAAUACAUCAUUUGAUUAUGAUGCACCAGGUGCUACACGUGUUUGGUAUUUAUUUAUAUUAGCUACUGAUAAUGGAACACCACAACGACAAUCAUUCUGUAGUUUACGUAUUAAUUUACUUGAUUUAAAUGAUAAUCCACCAGUAUUUAUAAUGACAUCAUGGAAUUAUACAAUAUAUCGUUCAGCAUUUGGAAAUUCCAAUAGUGCACGUUUUUUACGUAUAAUUGCAUCGGAUGCUGAUUCAGGUUUAAAUGGCAUGAUUAGUUAUUUUAUUGGAACAGUUAAUGUUCCAUAUUUUACAAUAAAUCAAACAACUGGUACAAUUAUACUUCGUGAUAAUGUAUUAGGUGUAUUUAGUUUAGAUGUUAAUCAAUUUCCAAUAACAUUUCAAGUUUAUGCACAAGAUCGUGGUUCACCACCACGUAUUAGUGAAGCUAAUGCAACUGUAACUAUUUAUUAUAAUAAUGGUAAUGAUCCACCACCAGCUCGAUGGAGUGAUCCACGUUAUGAAGAAUUAAAUUUUCCAAUUAUUGAAAAAUAUUAUGAAAUAUAUCGAAAUCAACCUAUAUUUAAUAUUAGUUAUGGUUUUAAUGGUACAAUUAUUUAUCAAUUAACAUCACAAACAUCAUCAAUUAUGACUGUUAGUAGUCCAUUUCCAAAUACAUACAUACCAUUUAGUGAUGUAUCAGUAUCAAGAAAUGGAAAUACAUUUAGUAGUGGAAUUGUUGUUACAAGUGGUCUUCAUGCUGAAAUUCAAAAUGUUUAUUUAAUUUAUAUACGUGUUCUUGUUAAUCCACCAUUAAUUGGUUCAACAACAAUAACAUUAAUCGAUCAAAAUGAUCAAAUUCCAACAUUUGAUAUACGUUCUAUUGUAUUAAGUGUUGUUGAAAAUGAAAAUGGAAAUCGUAUUAUUGCACAAAUUCAAGCAUUUGAUCGUGAUGUAGAUCCUCCAAAUAAUUUUGUUCAAUAUCGUUUAAAUGGAAAUUUAAGUGAUUCAGAAAUUAUUGAUAAAUUUUUUGUUGCUUCAAAUGGUACAAUAUGGACAAAUGCAACAUUUGAUCGUGAAAGUAAUAAAACUCUCUAUCGUUUAUUUAUUACGGCUUAUGAUGGUGCACCAGCAUGGAAUGCAUUAAAUAAUGAACCAAAUACACAAGAUUUUCAAUUUGAUAUUCAAGUUAUUGAUGUUAAUGAUGUUCCACCAGUUUUUAUUAAUUCAUCAUCAAUAGCAAUAUCAAUAAAUGAAACAACAACAAUGGGUACAGGUGUUCUUAAUUUAACAAUAACUGAUACUGAUUUUGAUACAAUACUUGAUUUUGGAAUAUUAAGUGGAAAUACAAAAAAUGUUUUUUCAUUUAAUUUAUUAUCUGAUAAUAUAGCUGAUUCAUCACGUACACAAUAUGUUGCUACAGGACAAUUAUAUGUUGUUGGUCCAUUAAGUUAUGAAACAAUACCAAAUUAUACAUUAGUUUUAUUUGCAUUUGAUACACAAAAUUUAGCAACAAUAACAGUUACAAUUAAUUUAUUACCACAAAAUACAAAAGCACCAUAUUUUAAUUUAAUGCCAGGUUUUACAUCUUAUGAAUAUCGAGUUGACGAAGGAACUCCAGUUCCAAUACUCAAUGGACCUGUUAUUCAAGCAAUUGAUCCUGAUAUUCCAGCAACAUCAAUUGUUUAUGAUAUAGUAACUAAUAAUAAUCAAUUAAAUUUAAAUAGUUUAUAUUUAAAUCAAUCAAAUAAUCAAACAACAAUUGGUAUUUCAUCACCUGGUCUUUUACGUGAUUUACCAUUUGGUUAUUCUACAUAUAAUUUUUCUAUUAAAGCAACAGAUGAAGGUGGUUUAGGUGUAUCAAGUUAUGCACCAAUUACUAUUAAAGUUAUGGAUAUAAAUAAUAAUGCACCAAUACCAACGAAUCCACCUUGGAUUUUAAAUGAAACUGUAACAAAUUCAAGUACAACAGUUAUUUUUACUGAUUAUGAUGAUCCAGCACAAAAUAAUACAGUUCCUUUUCGUGUUGAUAUUUUAAGUCCAUCAGGAUUUACACUAUCUGGUCCAACAGUAAAUUAUGAUGGAAUAUAUCAAUUAACAUAUAAUGGUAUAUUAAAUCGUACAAUAACAAAAAAUUUAACUGUAACAUUUAAUGCAAGUGAUAAUAAAGGUUAUUCAGCAAUAACAACAAUACCAAUUAUUGUUGGUGAUAUUUUAAAUGCAUAUCCAAUAUCGAAUGGUUUUAAAACAAUAAAUAUACUUUAUGUUAAUGGUUAUAUGAAUUCAUUAAGAAAUGUUCCACUUGGUUCAAUUUAUGUUAAUGAUUUAGAUGAUUGGUUUCGUACUAGUCGAACAUAUUCAAUUCGAGAUGUUAGUAAUGGACAAUUAUUUAGUACUUCACAAGGUUUUUUAAGUACACCAGAUGUACUUUAUCCAGGAUCGUAUACAAUACAUGUUGAUGUAACUAAACCUAUAGCAGCAUCAUCAGCUUUAAGUACAAUUGAUCUUUCAGUUACAAGUGUUGAUAGUGAAUAUGUUCGACAAGCGGCAACAAUUCGUGUUCAAGGUGAAUAUCCUGAAACAUUAAUUGAUCCAUCACUUGGUAAUCGUCUUAAUACACUUCGUAAUGCACUUGCAUCAUUUUUACUUGUUACUGUUGAUUCAAUUGUUAUUCUUGCUAUACGUCCAGUUUAUCAAUAUCGUAGUCCAUAUUAUCCACCAUUACCAUGGAAUGAAGCUAAACAACAAGCAUUAACUGAUGUAAUUUUUUAUGUACCAUCAUUACAAAAAAAUGAUAUUGAAAAUACAUUAAAUACAAAUCUUCCAUUAUUUUCAUCACGUUAUGGUAUAACAGCAAAGGCAAGUGGACCAAAUCCAUGUACAAAUUAUGUUUGUUCAAUAGGUACAAUUUGUCGACCAACACGAACUAUACAACCAUUACCUUAUUCUAUUGAUACAAAUCAAACAUCAUUUGUUGGUAUAAAUGUUGUUGAUUCAGCUGAUUGUGUUAAUGCAACAUAUUCAACAAAUUUUACAAAUAUACAAACGGGUUGUGUUACAUAUACAUUUAAUAAUUUAACAUAUUGUCCAUGUACAUCAUUACAAACAUAUGCACCACUUGGACCUUAUUGUCAAGUACUUGGAAGAACAUUUAAUGAAAAUGGUGGUGGUUAUGCUGUAUAUGAUGGAAAAACUUUUUCAAAUCGUGCACCAACACGUUUUUCAUUUGAUUUUGCUAUACGACCACCAGUAACUGAUGGUUUAAUUUUAUUAUAUGGACGUAAUACAACACCAAUAAAUGAUUUCUUUUGGACAUCUAUUGAAAUUUAUCAAUCAAGAUUAAGAUUUCGUUUUCGUGAUACAAUACUUGAUGCAUCAAGUACAACACUUAAUGCAUCAACAUGGUAUCAUGUAGAAUAUCAAUAUGUUGAUUCAACAAUUCUUGUUUCAAUAAAUGAUUGUCAAUAUUCAACAACUGUUAACGAUACAUUAAAUACAUAUGAUUUAUCAAAUGUUCAAUUAUAUCUCGGUGGUUUACCAGCUACUGGUUUAUUAGUAUCUGGUCUUUAUCCAUCAUUAACACAGGUCAAUACAUUUAGUGGUUGCAUAAAAAAUGUUUUAUCAAAUGGUUAUUAUCUUGAUAUGAAUUCACCAUUAUCAUCAGUUAAUUCAAAUGCAGGACAAUGUCCAUGUUCAUUAACAAAUUCAUGUCUUUCAACAGUUUCAGGGCGUGCUUCAGAUAUUAUUAUACCAUGGUAUACAUGGUUAAUUAUUGCAUUAGUUUUAUUAUUAUUAUCGACAAUUAUUGCAUUAGGUUUAUUAACAUGUAUAAGAAUGAGACAACAACAAAAAGCAUUAGCUGGAUUAUAUCCAGAUGAUACAAGAGAUAAUAUUAUUGAUUACAAAGAAACUGCUGGAGAAGAAGAUCAUUCUACAUAUAAUCUUGGUGUAUUAAAAAAACCUGUAUAUGCAUUAACUGAUGAAGAAAUUAUGGCAAAUGGUAGUCGAGGGGGUAUGCAUAAUAUAGGUUAUACUGAUACAAUUAUAAAUCGUCGACCAGCACUUGGUGAUUAUAUAGAUGAAAAAUUAACUGAACAACAAAUAACAUCUUAUGCAAAUGAUACUCAAUUACAUUAUCGAUAUGAAGGUGAAGGUUCAAUAGCAUCAGAUUUAAGUUCAAUUGAAUCUAUACAUUAUCAAGAUGAACAUGAUUUUCGAUUUCUUUAUUCAUGGGGACCAAAAUUUUCUCGAUUAGCUGAUUUAUAUGCUGGUGGUAUUGAUGAUGAUGAUGAUAAUAAUAUUGACAAUGCUUAA
Molecule: messenger RNA, 5520 nt
Organism: Rotaria sp. Silwood1
Lineage: Eukaryota; Metazoa; Rotifera; Eurotatoria; Philodinida; Philodinidae
Source: the annotation of a GenBank genome assembly